Mustela erminea (ermine) is the source of this 4389-nucleotide messenger RNA. It is a transcript of the gene PAH, whose product is annotated as phenylalanine hydroxylase. The coding region runs from base 326 to 1681 and encodes 451 amino acids. NCBI's taxonomy places the organism in Eukaryota, Metazoa, Chordata, Mammalia, Carnivora, Mustelidae. Gene Ontology annotation, molecular function: phenylalanine 4-monooxygenase activity; iron ion binding. Gene Ontology annotation, biological process: L-tyrosine biosynthetic process; L-phenylalanine catabolic process. The record is from RefSeq and is a predicted model, not a curated record. The transcript has 13 exons.
CCCGUGCUCUUGAGUCUAGGACUCGCCAACCCUGCUUAAUUCCCAGCGCACAGGUAGCCCCAUUCAGGCUCCAUUCAGGGCCUGCAACCAAGUCCAGCCUGCAAGUGUCAGCCACACCUUCCCCUUGGUAGGGGCCGCUGGGUGACCUGGAGUCUACUGCGUCAGAACAACGCCUACCGAGGGCGUUACUGUGGCCUGUACUCGCAGGGGACAUCCUUGGAAUCUGUCCUCCCCUCCCAACGCCAGGUUAAAAACCUCAGCAGCACGUGCUGUUUGCAAAACUGCCUGCCACCUACCAGAGAUCUCGCUCACAAGGGGAGCCAGCAUGUCAGCUGUGGUCCUGGAGAACGGAAGCCCUGGCAGGAAACUCUCUGAGGGACAGGAAACAAGCUAUAUUGAAGACAACUCCAGUCAAAAUGGUGCCAUAUCACUGAUCUUCUCACUCAAAGAAGAAGUUGGUGCCCUGGCCAAAGUCUUGCGCUUAUUUGAGGAGAAUGAUAUAAACCUGACCCACAUUGAAUCCAGACCUUCACGCCUAAAGAAAGAUGAAUAUGAAUUUUUUACCUAUCUGGAUAAACGUAGCAUGCCUGUCCUAGCAAACAUCAUCAAGAUUUUGAGGCAUGACAUCGGGGCCACUGUCCAUGAGCUUUCUCGGGAUAAGACAAAAGACACAGUGCCCUGGUUCCCAAGAACCAUCCAAGAGCUUGACAGAUUUGCCAAUCAGAUUCUCAGCUAUGGAGCAGAACUGGAUGCAGACCAUCCUGGUUUUAAAGAUCCUGUGUAUCGAGCAAGACGGAAACAGUUUGCUGACAUUGCCUACAACUACCGACAUGGUCAGCCCAUCCCUCAAGUGCAAUACACGGAAGAAGAAAAGAAAACAUGGGGGACGGUAUUCAGGACCCUGAAGUCCUUGUAUAAAACCCAUGCUUGCUAUGAACACAAUCACAUCUUCCCACUUCUGGAAAAGUACUGUGGCUUCCGUGAAGAUAACAUUCCGCAGCUGGAAGAUGUUUCUCAAUUUUUGCAGAGUUGCACUGGAUUCCGCCUCCGACCUGUGGCUGGCCUGCUUUCCUCCCGGGAUUUCUUGGGUGGCCUGGCCUUCCGAGUCUUCCACUGCACUCAGUACAUCAGACAUGGGUCCAAACCCAUGUAUACACCUGAACCUGACAUCUGCCAUGAACUGUUGGGACACGUACCCUUGUUUUCAGAUCGCAGCUUUGCUCAGUUUUCCCAGGAAAUUGGCCUUGCCUCUCUGGGUGCCCCUGAUGAGUACAUUGAGAAACUCGCCACAAUUUACUGGUUUACUGUGGAGUUUGGCCUCUGCAAACAAGGAGACUCCAUAAAGGCAUAUGGUGCUGGGCUCCUGUCAUCUUUUGGUGAAUUACAGUACUGCUUGUCCGGCAAGCCAAAACUCCUCCCCCUGGAGCUGGAGAAGACAGCCACCCAGGAGUACACUGUCACAGAGUUCCAGCCCCUCUAUUAUGUGGCUGAGAGUUUUAACGAUGCAAAGGAGAAAGUGAGGAACUUUGCUGCUACAAUCCCACGGCCCUUCUCAGUUCGUUAUGAUCCAUACACUCAAAGGAUUGAGGUCUUGGACAAUACGCAGCAGCUUAAGAUUUUGGCCGACUCCAUCAACAGUGAAGUUGGAAUCCUUUGUAGUGCCCUCCAGAAAAUAAAGUGAAACCAUGGACAAAACCUGUCAACUGAGAAUCUGUUGAUAGAAAUCUGUUGAUAGAAAUUUCAUUUCAUCUGAAAAAGUUUGAAAAGUAAACCUUAAUUUGAAUUGACAGCCUUAAAUCUUUUUUGGAACAAGAUAUAGGAUGAACAAAUAAAUCAAAAUAACUUGAAAUGACAGCAUAUUAAUGCAUAUCCAAAAGCAUAAUCUUCUGGGGUCAUCUUUGAUUUAUAGAUGAUAAUCCCAUACUCUCAAUUCAGUUAAAGUCAAUAAUCUGUCACCUUUCAUCAACAUUAAUUAAAAUUGGGAACUGAUUUACUCAAGCUUCAUAUACGCUUUUGUUAUUGGCCAUAGAAAAUUCCUAAAGGAAUACAUAUCACUCAAUAUAAAACACAAGUCUCUUAUUAGAAUUUAAUUUGUUGAUUUAAUAUAAAUUUAACCUACAAACUAUAAUUUGUUUCAGUAAACUAUAAUUCUAAGUAUUGUUGUGUUUUAUCCAUGUAAUUUCCUUUAAUUCAAGAGCUCAUUAAAAUAGUUAUAAAGAUUGAAGUUCAUAACAUAAUAUUGAAGUACUUCUGUGUAUUUUAUUGUAAUCAUAAAUACUGCCAUGGAAGGUAAUAUAAGUCCUCACCUGACUCCUACAAAUUUCAAUAUCAUCUUCCAAUUAAUUGUCACUUUUUUGUAGAUAUUUUGUAGAUACAUGAGAUGCAACUGAUAUUAACUGAAGGUUUGGCUGGUAGAUAUUCAAUAAAUACUCAGUGAAAGAAUAAUGGAAUAUAUAAAUAAAUAGCAAAUCCUCAACAAAAGUGAGAAUUUUAGUUAUGUUUAAAAAAGUCAAGGGGUUAGAAAAUUUUACAGUUUCAAAUAUUCCUCUCCAUUGUCUUAGAAACACAUUAACUGGAUAAUCUUGUGGCAUGAAAAAAAUGAUCAGUCUCAGAUUUCCAACGCAUCACAGAGUUCACUGUGAUAAUCUAAGUUAUGUCUGAUAGUCAACAGACUUUGAUUUCUGUUGGCUGUACAUUUUAUACAAAUGCAUGACUAUCUGAGAAACAGUAGGAAAAAAUACAGCAUCUUUAAAGCUAUGCUUUGAAAUUUUCACACCACCUUAUCAUUUUACUUUGGAAGUAGUUAGAUCUCAGAGGACUUGCAUAGUAUGUGCUCAUGGGUGAUUCUCAGACCAGCUGUAUCAUCAUCAACAAUAAAUCCUGGGCAUAUCCCAACUCUAUCCAGUCAGAAUAUCUGGAGAUGGACCACAGAGACCUGAAUCUUUCAGUACCUCAGGUGUUUUGUUUUGCUUUUGCUUUUGUUUUUGUUUUUGCUUUUUUUUUUUUUUUUGCUUUUGCUUGUUUUUGUUUUUUAAUGCCCAGCAAGUCUAUUGGUACAUUAAGUUUGAGAGAACUUUACUUCUGGUGGCCAGUGCUGCCAAUUGCCAGUUAUGUCUCUUUUGGAUAAUUUACUUUGGAUCUCAGUUUUACUUGAACCGUAAAGGAGUUUAAAUGGAUGAAUCAAGGUUUCUUUCAGCCUUUAAGUACAAUUCAAAUGCUGACAUGUGUCUUUAAACCGACGUCCCCGACCCACUAACAGUGUGUAAUAAUACUAGUUCAACUAUGCUACCUGGGUGGAAAGAUCAAUUUGGUCUGAUUGUGUCUGGGAUCUCAUUGCUUUGAAUUUGGGUUUUCAUAUCUAUAUUUAUUUCCUCAUGCCUCUGUAGAACCUACUGACAAAUGCUGAUUCUAAAAGUGGAAAUGUUCUUUUAUCUGUUUCUUGAGACCCCAAACACCUUGCAAAGGGACUAUUUUGAUAAAUAUUUCUUUACUUUAUAUUAAGUUCUUGAUUUUGGAACUAAACUAUUUUAUAGUAUUUUAGACUAGAUAUUUUAUUUCGUAGUGCUUCUUAGUCUUACUGAAAAUAAUUUAAUGUGUUUGAAAUUAAAACUUAGGUUUGGGUUGCAAUUUUGCAGAAAAAAAUUACAUACUGACUGGAAGAUAACCUUUGAUUUUUUAAGUAAUGUGUUAUUCAGUACUUAGCUCUUUUUAUCUGGACAUAAAAACCCAACCUAAAGCAAUGGAUUCAACACAUUUUCCUGUGUUAGUAUUAUCGUCUGUUUCAUAUUCAGUAAAUGAGCUGGUUUUUUUUUUAGAAAAAAUAGUAAUGCUUUACCGAUAACUAGCCAAUUGCAUCUAAAAAAGAGAAAUACAUAGAACCAUUAUACAUUUUUAGUAUUAGUGUUCAAUAAGUUUCUAAAUAACUUAUAAACUUUCUCAAUAAGUUUAUAAAUUUAAAUUUUAAUUCUAGAUUCCUAAAUUAUAUAGCUUAACUGCUUAUCAAAGAAUUUAACACUAAAAUGUCAACUUCAUAAAGCAUGAAACUUGCCUGUCUUCACCUCUAAUAGCCUUAACAUAUAGUGCACAGUAGGUGUUUAAUAAUCUUUAAAAAAUUUCUAAGUGAGGCGAAUCAUAGGGCAUGUAGUGAAGAUUGUCUCUCACAAAUAAGCUAUUUUGAAAGAAAAAGUUGAGAAACAACUAAAUUUGCAAUUUUCCCGUUUAAAUGCGGUAGAACAUUUUGCAUCUUAAUGUAAUUUAUGAUUAAAAAAAGAUAUUGUGCCUUCAAAAUAGAUCAUGGCUAGGUAAUUUGUGUUUAUACUGCUUGAACAAUAACUGACAUAUGAAAGUGCUUAAUAAAUGUUUGCUAAUUAAUAAAGGAACAAAAUUGCA